This is a messenger RNA of Vicugna pacos (alpaca), 485 nucleotides long. NCBI's taxonomy places the organism in Eukaryota, Metazoa, Chordata, Mammalia, Artiodactyla, Camelidae. The record is from RefSeq and is a predicted model, not a curated record.
AGAGACCGUGGCAGUCGCCGGACCCCGGACCCAGCGCACCCACACCAUGGCCGGCCUCAGCCUCGCCUGCUGCCUGCUCGGCCUCCUGGCGCUGACCUCCGCCUGCUACAUCCAGAACUGCCCCUUGGGCGGCAAGAGGGCCGCGCUGGACCUCGACGUGCGCCAGUGCCUCCCCUGCGGCCCCGGGGGCAAAGGCCGCUGCUUCGGGCCCAGCAUCUGCUGCGCGGACGAGCUGGGCUGCUUCGUGGGCACGGCCGAGGCGCUGCGCUGCCAGGAGGAGAACUACCUGCCGUCGCCCUGCCAGUCCGGCCAGAAGCCGUGCGGGAGCGGGGGCCGCUGCGCCGCCGCCGGCAUCUGCUGCAGCCCCGACGGCUGCCGCGCCGAGCCCGCCUGCGACCCCGAGGCCGCCUUCUCCCAGCACUGAGACCCCUCCACAGCCACCGCCAGGAAUUAUGAAAAUGAAAUAAAGCAGAUUUCCGCUCCAA